AUGUGGCGUGCUGUCACGUGUGACACUCCCCGAGCUACUGCUAUUGUAUUCGCUGUCAUGGCCUUGUCAGCGCUGGUGUACACUACGGUGCGACGCCGUGGACCACGCGUCACCCAUGGCCGUUUCUUUUCCGGCUGCACAUGCGCCUCCCCGAUGGCUACCAUCGAUCCAGUUGUAGCAGAAGAAAACCCUAUCGAGAGGCGGCUGACACUUGAGAUUAAGGCCCUACACGCACAGGCCAUGGCGAACGGUGAGGACACAUACAUUGAUCCGUGCACGGGCUUCACUGUCUUGACCCGCCUCGGGCUAAUGCGAAACAUGAAGUGCUGCGGCAACCGGUGCCGCCACUGUCCCUUUGGCCACGUGAAUGUCCAGUCCAAGCGCUUGAUGACAACCAAAGCAGAGGGUCCUUUCGCGGCAACGUCUGCCUCCUCCGCGGCUACCAGUGCGGAGGCGUCUUCCGCCGCCCCCACCGCAGCCGCAAGGGACGGAAAAGCGGCAUCGGGUGGAAACGUACCCAAGCGCAGUAUGGUCUACACCAAGACAGGGGACAAUGGCACAUCUGCCCUAUUCACUGGCGAGCGCCGAAAGAAGGCAGACGCUGUGUUCGAGGCUCUAGGCGCGAUCGACGAGUUGAGCAGCCAUGUGGGGCUUGCCAGGGCAAUGUUACGCAGCGCCGCUGAGAGGCGUGAGCACGAUGAGGCGAUGAUGAGCAUGCUAGAGGGAAUCCAGCAGGAGCUGCUGAAUGCCGGAACGGUUGUAGCAACGCCAACUGCGAAGAACCCUGAGGACGAGGCUACGAAGCACAUGAUGACUAUUCUUGAGGGCUACCGCUUUCUCGACAAGACGGAAGAAAUAGCAAGAAACAUCGACAUUAUUGACAGCCGCCUCACACCGUUGCGCGUUUUCAUUCUGCCUGGUGGCGGAAACGUGGCCUCCGCCCAGUUGCACGUGUGCCGCACCACUUGCCGGCGUGCGGAGCGACGCAUGGUCAAGGUCCGCGACUUGUACGGCGAGACCUACACGGAUCACUUGCGCCAAGCUACCGUCUACGUUAAUCGGCUAAGCGACUUUUUCUUUGUUGCCGCCCGCAGCAUUGCGGAGGAGGACAUUGUUCGCAAGUACAACUGA
Molecule: messenger RNA, 1131 nt
Organism: Leishmania braziliensis MHOM/BR/75/M2904
Lineage: Eukaryota; Euglenozoa; Kinetoplastea; Trypanosomatida; Trypanosomatidae
Exons: 1
Coding region: 1-1131 (376 amino acids)
Molecular function (GO): corrinoid adenosyltransferase activity
Source: RefSeq, a predicted model, not a curated record